AUGCAGAAGCGUAGCGCAUGGCCCAAAGUCGCUUUGUCUACACAGUAUCGCGUUUACGCGUAUGCCUCUAACUCUAGGGAAGUAACGAGCCGCAUCAUGAAGACGUCCACCGUUAUUCGUGGCUUGCUCCUCGCUGCGUGUGCUCUAGUCGUCACGGCUGGCCCCAUUGCACCCUUGGGAAAGCCUGUCUGCAUCGCGUGCGCGAGGCACGAGGAGCGGGGAACAGAGAAGCUCGCUCGCGACAAGCGCAACAAUGGCAUUGCCGUAGGAUACCCCCGCGCUCGGGAGACGCACCAGGUCCCGCAGGAUAGUGAACACGAUCUCCCGACUGGCAAAUUCGAUGAUCAUGAACUCAAGGCUGAGGUCCAGGACGAUAGCAGUGAGAAGCGCAGUGCUUCUGAAGGGGUCUGA
This is a messenger RNA of Verticillium dahliae VdLs.17, 411 nucleotides long. RefSeq lists its product as uncharacterized. The coding region runs from base 1 to 411 and encodes 136 amino acids. The record is from RefSeq and is a predicted model, not a curated record. The transcript has 2 exons. NCBI's taxonomy places the organism in Eukaryota, Fungi, Ascomycota, Sordariomycetes, Glomerellales, Plectosphaerellaceae.